CAGAACAAAUGCAAAUAAAUUGUCUGGACACAUUAAAAGUGCAACUGAAAUAAAUUGAACUAAAUAACAAAAUAAAUACAAGAUAAACUGUAAGUUGUUUUAGUGAAAUACACACACACAUACACACCAAGAUACAAUUACACUCGAUGAAAGAAAGAACAAAUUGAGUAAACAAGGCCACACAAACAACAUUUAUACGAUACCUUUACAAAAUUUGCCCAUUUGAAUCUAGCUCAUUCACAAUCCAGGCGUCAACAGCAAAUACAAAUACAUAUUAGUCAAGUGUGGUCGGACAGCGGCAGACAGGAGCACCACCACCACCACCACCGCCACCUUCACCUCCACCACCACCAUCGACAAGACCACCACAGAAAUCACCACUUCACAUUCAGUCCAGCACCAUUCAGCCACACAGGACAUUCAUAAACAUCCUUGAAACAAGAACAACAACAACAACAGCAAAAUGAAUUUAAUGUUUCGCAAGAAUUUCCGCGAGGGCGCCAGCAAAUCUGGCGGCGGCGGGGGCAAACUCCAAUCGAAGGCGAACCGCACCAAGCGAUCCAGAGACAUGGGACUCGUCCAGCAGCCGGAGGAGAUACAUUAUCGCACUCAUCUCUUCUUUUCGCCCAAUCGGCCUGGCUAUGAUGUGGGCGAAGAACGAUGUAGCGCACUAUCGGGCAUUCCCGGUACCCCGACCACAGCCACGUCCUUUACACUGCCAUCCAAUCCAUAUGAAGUGGACUUGCCACAGCCGCUCGUCGAUCGAUCCGUCUCUCUAAUGCGUUGGAACAGCACCAGCGGCAGCGGCAGCGGUAAUAGCAACAGCAACAGCACAAAUAACAGCCUCAUCCGACUGCAGCAACCGUUGCAGUUGCAGCUAGGCCAACAGCAGCAGCAGCAGCAGCAGCAACAGCAGCAGCAGCAGCAUCAGCAGCAACAUGCCUACUUCUACCAGCAACAGCAGCAACAACAAACGUGCAGUGCGACGAGCACUUUGCUAACAGCUGCCGCAGCGGCAACGCGGCAAGGCAACUUUGGUGGCGGUGGCAACGCAGGAACAACUCGAGCUGAGCCCAUUUCAUUGGCAACCCUGGACCGAGACUGUUUCAUCAUUCCAGUGCAUAGUGUUGAUCGCUUUCUACCAGCUGGCAUUCCCCUGCCUGCUCUGAAUGCCGAGGGUAAAGCAACCAGUCCGCUAAGUGUGUUGGAAGUCUCAGAUCCCAAACUAUGUAUACUUGUGCAUCUUAUGAGUCCACUUGAAGCCAUUGAUCCCGUUAUGGAAUCGCCGCUCUCACAUCCGCUGCUCAAGCAACGCGCCAUCGCCGCUGAGCUGCUAACGGAAGUGCAACAGGCCAACACAGCUGUCGGCGGCAUGAUUCUGGCCAACAUGGAGAAAAGCUCCGAAUUUCCAUUUAUCUCGUAUUAUCUUAUUAAUACGAUGCAAACGGAUCCAUCGAAUUUUUACUCCAGCCUGCGCGUCUCGUCGCUUUCCAAAUUCGAGCCCAAAACACUCAAAUACACUGCCGCCCACACUCUGGACCUUUACAGCGAGGUAGCCGCCAUUUGCCGACCACCUUUGGUUUUGCCCUCGAAUGAGGCUGGCAGCUUUAAGAAGUCGCAGACAUCGGCCACCGGCUACAUUAUCAGCGUAUUCAAGGUUUUUGAAGGCGACGACGGCGAGCGAUUCGAAAAGAAUUGGCUUUAUUGGACUGGCGCUCGUAUGCUGUACAGAUAUUUGCCACGUGCUGCGGGCUUGCGACGAAUUGCUUUGCACAAAAGCACCUCACAGAAAGGGGACAAAAUGUAUCUGUUGGUCUGCGAGUGUGCGGACCUAUUGAAGGAUAUAUCGUUGGCCGCUUUUUUGAUACCCGCACUGCGAGCUCGGCUCUGCGGCUAUACAGGACUCUAUCGACCAAUACAGACUUUCUAGAGCAGAUCUAUAGCUAUAUCGAUAAUUAUAACUAUAUUUUUCUAUGCUGUAAAUAGUUGAAGACUAGAGUAAAGAGAGAGAGCACGAUAAAUGCUAAAGCUGCAAGUUAGGUGAUUCGAUUUUAAACUACUUAAUAUCUAUACAAACUUGCAUUGGGCAACACACAAUAACUUUGACUCUUAUAGGCACAGAUACAGACACACCUACACUCAGAGACAGGCAAUAUCAUUAGCAAGUAGACAAUAUACUCAAGGUAACUCAUAUCGUAUUUGUUAACAAAUUUUUCUACAUGUAGGCGAAAACAAAUAAUAGGACCAUAUCUAGAAUGAAAUGUUAAAGCAACUUCCAUUUUUAGCCUGUGCAUAUAGAUUUUCGAGAUUCAAAAAUACUAUAUAUUAUAGCCAAGUUACGCUGAAUUUUUAAUAAACUUAUUAAUACAAUUGCGCUGAAAUGUAGGCUAUGAAAAUUACAUGUCAAUUCUUAACUAACACAUAUGCUCACCUCACACACACACACACACACACAGAGAUGUACUUGCAUAUAUACAAAAUAUAUAGAAAAAAGCAACCACAUUUAAUGGGUUCAAAAACUAAUCACAAUUAAGUGCUGCAUAUAUGGUAAAUGUAAAUGUGAAAACAUUGCCCAAAUCUAACAAAAAUCUGCCAACAAAUCGAUAAUUAAAGUAAUGUUACAAAUAAUAAACAGCUCUAUUUAACAUCAUAGCCAGUUCAAAUUAUUAAAAGCAAGCCAAAUAUUAAUAAUACGAGUAUAGAAUUCUAUAAUUUUUAUCAAAUUACCUAAGUCUAAGUCUCUCACUUUCGUACCAAUUCCUUGAGCAUACUUUAGAUAAAUAAUUAUUGAAUAGCUUUUUAUUUCAAUUUUGAAAACAACCUAAAAGUAUGCUAAGCUUUUGUUCAUACGAAUUGCUAAGGAAGUAAAUUUUGAAUCAGGCUUAUAAUAAACAACAGAUAAAAGAGAGAGAGUAGCUUAGUUUUUUUAACCAUAAGUGAUGGACUGUAAAUACCUUAGUUUGACAUGUUUUUCUACUUUGUUCGAGAAAUUUAGUUUUGCACAACAAAAAGAAAAUCAAAAAGUGCUGUGAUAAUUAACAACAUGAUUCGAUGAAAUGUGUAAAAGAUGCGAAUGCAUUCAAUUGGAGCAGAAUCAAACACAAUAAUAACAAUAAUUACUAAUUUACACUAUUUAACUAACGUUUUAAGUUUUAUUUUUACAAACAACUAUUUUAAUUUAUGAAUUCCUCACACAGAAACCGCAAUGAUAUCAAUACUUUAUUUUAAUAAUAAUAAUCAUAAUAUUGCCAAUUAGUUUGGCUUACAAUUUUAAUUUAUUUUAGAGAACCAUCCCAUGUAUUUUCGAUUUUCUAAAUUACUUUCUAUUAUUUUUAAAUUA
Drosophila sulfurigaster albostrigata is the source of this 3340-nucleotide messenger RNA. RefSeq lists its product as uncharacterized. The coding region runs from base 464 to 1930 and encodes 488 amino acids. NCBI's taxonomy places the organism in Eukaryota, Metazoa, Arthropoda, Insecta, Diptera, Drosophilidae. The transcript is spliced from 8 exons. The record is from RefSeq and is a predicted model, not a curated record.